AUGUUGUGUCUUGGCCAGGUGGAUGGAUUUUUGAUCCUGUUAUUUGGCCUCAUCAGUAUCAACACACUGUCAGGCAUCAGCAUAAUUUGCUACUUCAAAGUGUGCCAGCCUCAGUACGCUCAUUACAUCAGCAAACAUAAGGUUGGAUUUGAUAUAGCUGCAGUCUGGUUUUUCACCUUAUUUUGGCCUGGAGCACCAGUUCUGGGCUGGGGCAUUUACAUUUACAUAGAGAUAUGUGUGAUGUGUCUAUACUGUACUGCCCUCCUGUUGGUCUGGUCCCCAUAUACAGUUAUAUCCAUUUGGUCUGCUUUGGACCCACUCAGUGGUAUCUUGGCUAGCCUUUUUGCUAAGUCAGCAAGUAUCUACAAUCCAUUCAUUUACGUUGAGUUCCAAAAGGAUCUCCAGGCUCUGUUUCACUGCUCGAGAGCAAGCACAGCUCAAAGCCCCACUUCAUGCAUGCAGCUGGUAGCCCAGUAUAAUGGUGUGCAGCUCAGUUUAGACUAUUAA
This is a messenger RNA of Trichomycterus rosablanca, 507 nucleotides long. RefSeq names its product opsin 6, group member b (gene opn6b). Gene Ontology annotation, cellular component: plasma membrane. Gene Ontology annotation, molecular function: G protein-coupled photoreceptor activity. The record is from RefSeq and is a predicted model, not a curated record. Lineage: Eukaryota; Metazoa; Chordata; Actinopteri; Siluriformes; Trichomycteridae. Gene Ontology annotation, biological process: G protein-coupled receptor signaling pathway; cellular response to light stimulus; phototransduction.